Lathyrus oleraceus (garden pea) is the source of this 2071-nucleotide messenger RNA. Its product is annotated as pentatricopeptide repeat-containing protein At3g60050. The transcript has a single exon. NCBI's taxonomy places the organism in Eukaryota, Viridiplantae, Streptophyta, Magnoliopsida, Fabales, Fabaceae. The record is from RefSeq and is a predicted model, not a curated record. The coding region runs from base 389 to 1840 and encodes 483 amino acids. Gene Ontology annotation, molecular function: protein binding.
AAGGGCCAGGGUUUUACUUCUUCGUUCCUUCCAGCAAAACAUUCAAAGUUUAAUUAAUUUCUUCCUUUUCCUUUAACCUAGCAAUUCAACCACGCCGCUGAUUCAUCCUCCUUCUACUGUCAUUUUCCUCUUCUUCUUCUUCACCUUCCUUCAUCCUUCUACUGUGAUUCUUCUUCAGGUUUCUCCGUCAUUUUUUUUGUAAAAAAACUUCAUUGUUGUUGUCGUGAAAUACAUAUGAGGAAGCCGCGACAGUGAUGCGCGUCCCACCUGGCAUCACUGUGGCGUCCACCGGCGGUUUCCCUCCGUACCGCCGCAAUCGCGCCACUAUUGGCCGCGAUUAACAACCUAGAUUUCAGAGUUGCAGAGAUGAUGGGUUGGAACUCAAAUAAUGAAUUCAAUAGCCCUUUUAGGUCUAAGGAAAAGGGUAGUAAACAAAAUUUCCAAUUUUUUUAUUGUUCGACGGAGAUUAUGUAGUCACACUUUUGAUGGUAAUAAUGGGUUUGACUGCAUUGAGGAGCCUUUGAGAAAAAUAGUUUCAGAUUUUGAUUCUACUUUGGAUGAAAGGUUCAAUUUAAACGACUAUUCAAGCUGUGAUCAAAAGCCCUUUUCACUUAGAAAGGGGUUCUUAGAGUCUGUGAAGUUAGAUGCUAAGAGGGCCCUUGAGGUUCUUAGACAAGAUGGUCCUGGUCUUGAUGCUAGGUUGAUUUUAGAGGAGUUGAGUAUAAGACCUUCCGGGAUUCUUGUUAGAGAGGUUCUCUUUGGAAUUUUGAAGAGCAUUAAUAGCGAGAAUAAGACCAGGUGUGCAAAGCUGGCUUAUAAGUUUUUUGUGUGGUGUAGUCAGCAAGAGGAUUACCGGCACACUGCGAAUGCCUAUCACUUGAUUAUGAACAUAUAUGCUGAAUGCGAAGAGUUUAGGGCGUUGUGGAGAUUGGUUGAUGAAAUGAUUGAGAAAGGUUAUCCGGCUACUGCUCGUACUUUCAAUGUUUUGGUUCGGACUUGUGGCGAGGCAGGCUUGGCGAAGACGUUGGUGGAGAGGUUCAUAAAAUCGAAGAACUUUAGCUAUAGGCCUUUUAAGCAUUCCUACAAUGCAAUUCUACAUUGUUUUCUUGUUUUAAACCAAUACAAAUUGAUUGAGUGGGUUUAUGAACAGAUGUUGCUUGAUGGUUUUUCAUCAGAUGUUUUGACUUAUAAUAUUGUCAUGUAUGCCAAGUAUAGACUUGGAAAGGUGGAUCAGUUCCACAUACUGCUUGAUGAGAUGGGUAGAAAUGGAUUUUCUCCGGAUUUUCAUACCUUCAACAUUCUUCUUCAUGCUCUUGGUAAAGGGGACAAACCACUUGCUGCUCUUAAUCUUUUAAAUCACAUGAGAGAAACAGGUAUAGAGCCUACAGUACUUCAUUUUACCACAUUGAUAGAUGGACUCAGCAGAGCUGGGAAUUUGGAUGCUUGCAAAUAUUUUUUCGAUGAAAUGACAAAGAACGGGUGCGUGCCAGAUGUGGUGGCGUACACUGUUAUGAUAACGGGAUAUGUAGUGGCUGGUGAGCUUGAGAAAGCACGGGAAAUGUUUCAAGAGAUGCUUUCCAAGGAGCAAGUCCCAAAUGUUUUUACAUACAAUUCCAUGAUUCGGGGGUUAUGUAUGGCAGGGAAAUUUGAUGAAGCACUCUCAAUGUUCAAGGAAAUGGAUAGGAAAGGUUGUAGUCCAAACUCUGUUGUCUAUAUUACAUUAGUGAAUUGUUUGCGGAAUGCCGGAAGGGUUGCUGAUGCUCGUGAGGUGAUAAGACAAAUGAUGGAGACAGGGAAGUAUGCCCACUUACUUUCAAGAUUCAAAGGGUUUAAGAUGUAGUCGUAAAUUAGACUUUCAAAUCACACAUUUUAACUCUUGGGGCAUCGACUCUUUGAUUAACUUAGGCCAACUACCUGCUGCGUUUCAGCUGGUUAGAUGCCAGAGAAAAAAAGUAUGUCGCCUCCCAUCCCCUAAUAUAUAUAAUUCUUUCUACACCGAGUAGCUAAAAUGUAAACCUGUAUGGCCCAUUUUUGUAUAACAUAUGAUCAACAUUUGUUGUUCAUUAUUUUA